Molecule: messenger RNA, 2594 nt
Organism: Lineus longissimus
Lineage: Eukaryota; Metazoa; Nemertea; Pilidiophora; Heteronemertea; Lineidae
Product: neuroligin-3-like
Exons: 11
Coding region: 103-1974 (623 amino acids)
Source: RefSeq, a predicted model, not a curated record
GCGUCUAUUGUUUUCCGAAAGCGAAGUACAAUCAGUUAAGAUGGAGUUGUCAUUCUAUGAUGCAGAUCUCUGGUGACAGGAUUCUAACACCAUGGAUUCAGAAUGAAGGCAUUUCUGAGACCUGCUGUUGUCUUAUUGGUUCUGAUAAGCCACGUGACUCCUCAAUCUCAGCCAAUUGCGGUGAAGACCAAGUAUGGAAUGCUGCUCGGAACUAGAGAAACAAAAGAUUACAGACUAGGACAGCAGAUUACUACUGUUGAUACAUACUUGAGUAUACCAUUUGCCAAGCCACCUAUCGGAUCUUUACGAUUUAAGGAACCUCAACCUAUUGACAAAUGGCAUGGUAUGCGUUUGGCAAGAAAAAGGGCACCAGUCUGUCCCCAGUCCAUGGGCUUCCCGCAGACUGUAGUAACUCUUCCCUACAACGUUACCAUAGACGAAGAUUGUUUGUUUCUGAACAUCUACUCGCCAGUAAAGAUGACGAACAGUGCUGACGUGUUCCCGGUUCUCGUCUACAUCCACGACGGAGACUUUGUCAGCGGAUCAGGUGUCUACUUUGAUGGCAGGAUGCUGGCCCGGUUCGGCGUGGUGGUUGUCACAUUCAACCACAGGCUUGGAGCCCUUGGUUUUCUAAGCAAUGGUGGCCAAGAACUGAAGGGAAACUAUGGGUUGAUGGACCAGGUUAUGGCGCUGAGAUGGAUAAAAGACAACAUUGCCUCAUUUAGAGGAGACCCUGAACAAGUGACUGUGUUUGGGACAGGAUCGGGUGCUGUCAGUAUAGGCUUGCUAAUGAUGUCAAGGAUAAUAUCCAAAGACCUCUUCAGUCGUGUGAUAAUCAGCAGUGGGCCGGUCACCACGCCAAUGUCCGUCCUGGUCAACUCUUCAGUGGCCGCAAAACAGUUCCAAAAUGUUGUCAGAAAUCUUAAAUGUCCUGGUACCAAAAUGACAGACUGGGUGAGAUGUAUUAAGGCAGUGGAACCAGAAUCCCUUGUUAAUACUUCAGGGCUGAGUUUCAAACCAACAAUAGAUGGCAGUAUAAUAGACCAGCCAAUCCACAAGCUUCUCGAGCAAGGUUUUGCUGACCCAGUGCCAACGAUGAUAGGUUUUGUAGAAGAUGAAGCGAUGAGGGGUAUUGCUUUACACGAACUUGCAAUGAACAAUAAUAACCAAACACACGACGAAGGCCUUCAACGCCUAAUACAAAGCGAAUCGACGACUCUAAACCUUCCUACUGGUCUAGGGGAACUUGUAUAUCACGAGUAUGGCUACAGUGACAAGGAGGGUCAAAAUGCUGUCACAAGCAGAAAUGUUCUGUCCAAGUUGAUGACAGACAGACUCUACUCCGCUCCGACCAUCGAAAUGGCCAACCAGCUUGCAAAGCAGAACGCCCCAGUCUUCCUGUACGAUUUCCAUCACCACUUCCCCCUGAAGUCCCCGGCCCUGGAAGACAUCAGUUGGCUUUGCGGAUAUAGCUACCAUGGAGUGGAUCUGCCCUAUAUAUUUGGGGCACCAUACCUUGGCGAACCCCAGGCUUAUGACUGGCACCGGGGGAUCUACGGCAGCGAAGAGAGGUUCUUCAGUAAAUCUGUUAUGAGGCUGUGGAUGAACUUUGUAAAAAGAGGCGACCCGUCUGAUGGCGUCGGUGUCCUUCGACCAAUCAAAUGGAACCAGUUCCGGUCAAACGCAACCUCAUUCCUUCACAUCCGACAAGAUGGCAUCACCAUGAAGACCAAUCUCCGGAGCCGCGAGAUGGCAUUUUGGAAUACCAUUCUUCCCAACCUUGAAAACAAAACUCCACCAUCGAUUUCGACUCCUACCACAGACUGCCCCGGGUCUUUCUACACAGAAAUGAGCAUUCUGGCUGCUGUAUCUACCAUAUUGUUUCUGCUGUUCUUGAUUUUGGCGGUGUGUCUGGCAUGUCGACCCCGUCAUCAGGUCAAAGACGCGUCACUGAUAGAAUGUCGUGAACGCUGAUCAUAUAUACGUAUGACUGCAUGUGCAUUGACUAUAGAGAGGAUGAGAUUUCUGAACACGAAGUUGCAACGCGUCCUUGUAGAAACAAACUUAAAUCUUUUAAGUCAUAGCAUUUACUUUAGCUUUACGUAUACAUUCACAAAUAAGUUCUUGAAUCUCAACCUGACUAAUAUAUCUCGACUUGAAGCGUGCUCACCAUAAAAAGAACACUGGCAAGAAGAAAAGAGCCCGCCAGUGAAUCUUUCAACAAAUAAAGUGAAAAUAGUGUUUCUGUCUUAAAGCACGAAAAAAUUGUCAGUUUUAUACAUGUAGUCAAAUGAAAAUAGUUCUUCUGAUGUCUGCUCACUCCAUGAAUUGGUGAAGAAUUAGCAGACGAUGUGAGGAUUAAUGAGAUUUUUCUCAGUGAGAUGCUCCCGUAGUUGAUGGAGACUUUGACGUCAUGAGGCACGUUGCUCAUCCUCGUUCCCCGUGUUAAUCUUUUUUAGACUGAUGAUUUGUGGUGUGUCAUUCCGCAAAAAUAAAGAAAAUUUCAAUAACAGUGCUGACCAUCCAUUUAUAAUUCUGUGAUCUAUGAUCCGAGAUGACGUACGUGCCUUCUCAAAGAAAUUGAUGCCGGUAAU